Danaus chrysippus (African queen) is the source of this 204-nucleotide messenger RNA. The record is from the annotation of a GenBank genome assembly. Lineage: Eukaryota; Metazoa; Arthropoda; Insecta; Lepidoptera; Nymphalidae.
AUGUCUUUUCGAACUUUAAAUUCGUCAAUCGGUUGGAAUGGGAGUGAAGUGUGGGAAGUCAGUCCCUUGGACUUGGAUGUGUUCUACAAUCCUGAUGUUGUCAUCAUCGUUCUCUAUGUUGUGGUGCUGACUGCUUCCCUCUCUGCAAACACGCUGCUCAUCUUCAUAGUCAUCAAAUUCCAGUAUAUGAGAAGACAAAGUUGA